AUGCUGCUGAAAAAUCUUGUCAUUUUAUCUUAUCUAUUGGUUUUGACUCAAUACGGUUCCAAUGAAUAUAUAAAGAAAAUGAAAAAUUUCACACUCAUUUUAGCUUUAUUCAUCGCCUUCAUCGGAUGUGCUAACGCAAUCAAUUGUUACUUCUGUGCGAAUUGUCCUUAUCCAUUCAAUGCAAAAUUAUCAAGUGUCACUGUCUCUGUAGGAAGCAUGGGAUAUUGUGCGAGAAAAAGUAGUUCAGAUCAAGCAAGUGCUCCAAAUAGUCGAGGUCCAGCUGAAGCUGGUCUCUGCACAGCUCCUGGCUGCAGAUGGCAAUACGAUCCCGCCUCCGGCCGACAAAUCUAUGUUUGCUGUUGUGCUACUGAUUAUUGCAACUGCGGUUAA
Molecule: messenger RNA, 390 nt
Organism: Adineta ricciae
Lineage: Eukaryota; Metazoa; Rotifera; Eurotatoria; Adinetida; Adinetidae
Source: the annotation of a GenBank genome assembly